UUAACGCUAUUCGCAUUGAAGCAGCGUCUGAGGUGAAAUUCGAUGAUUGGCCGGUGGCGGUUGUCGCCAGCGCUAAGCCACAAAGCGACAACAACAAUGAAAACCGGCUACAGGUUAGAUUUCGAUUAACAAUCCGAAUCUGAGUCCAGCUGCGGUUGCUUUAUUGUAGCUGAAGCAUGCGGCUGAUAAACAUUAAUAUUGGCGCUGCCAACGCCGCCGUCGCUGUCGCUGUCGACGCUUUCGUCAUCGUCUUGACAGUAGCUUCGCUCUUGCCCAUUAUAAGUGCCAACGAUUCGUCAAACAGAGAACUUAGUGAUCCGUCAGCAAUCAAACCAGGUGAAAGCACUAUUUCGAGUGCUGCUAAUUUGCAUAUUAAUCAAGCAAAAUAAUGGACGCUACAUACGAACAAGUCAAAGAUGUGCCCAACCAUCCAGAGAUCUACCUGAUCGAUGUGCGCAAUCCGGAGGAGUUGACGGCAACGGGCAGCAUCCCCUCCAGCCUCAAUGUGCCCUUGCCCGAACUGGAGGCCGCAUUGAAGUCCGACUCGGAGGAGUUCGAAAAGAAAUAUGGACGAGCAAAGCCGGCGAAUGAUGCAAAUAUCAUAUUCACCUGUCGCUCGGGCAGACGUGCUCAGGAAGCUACAGAGAUCGCCAAGGCUGUGGGCUUUACCAACUUGAGCGUCUAUCGUGGCUCCUGGCUGGAGUGGGCCGAGAAGGAAGGUCUUCCGCAGUGAGAUC
This is a messenger RNA of Drosophila navojoa, 737 nucleotides long. RefSeq names its product rhodanese domain-containing protein CG4456. NCBI's taxonomy places the organism in Eukaryota, Metazoa, Arthropoda, Insecta, Diptera, Drosophilidae. The record is from RefSeq and is a predicted model, not a curated record.